AAACCACCCGACGGAACGCUACGACUCGGGAAGGGAUGGCUUCAUCGACCUGAUGGAGCUGAAGCUGAUGAUGGAGAAGCUGGGGGCCCCCCAGACCCACCUGGGCCUGAAGAGCAUGAUCAAGGAGGUGGAUGAGGACUUUGAUGGCAAACUCAGCUUCCGUGAGUUUCUGCUCAUAUUCCACAAGGCCGCUGCAGGGGAGCUGCAGGAGGACAGCGGGCUGAUGGCCCUGGCCAAGCUUUCUGAGAUCGAUGUUGCCCUGGAGGGCGUCAAAGGUGCCAAGGACUUUUUUGAAGCCAAGGUACAAGCCUUGUCCUCUGCCAGUAAGUUUGAAGCUGAGUUAAAAGCGGAGCAAGAUGAGCGGAAGCGCGCAGAGGAGAAGAGGAGGCUUCGCCAGGCAGCCUUUCGGGAACUCAAGGCCGCUUUCAGUACUUAGGUGCUUUGACCUUGAACUCUGUCUUCAGCUGUGCCUCACAGAUGCCCUGGGGAGAGCUGGCCGGGCAUCCUCACCCCUGCUGACCCUUUGCCCCAAUCAGCUCCACACCCUUGCCCAAGGCAAACUCCUUAGUCUCAAAGGGGUGGCGGGGGGGGGGCAGCUCUCCUCUCCUUGUGGGAACCCCUCCCAGAGGGUCCAGAAGCCCCCCUUGCCUCUGUCUCCUGCUCACCUUCCUCUGCCCUUCUCUGCAGCCAGAAUGUGCCUCUACUUGGCAACCUUUUCUUUUUCCUUCUCCCUCUACCCUUCCAUGUCAAAGAGUGGUCUACUGUGUUAAUUUGUAUGCAUACUUCUUUCUUUCUCUGGUGGUCCUCAGAGGAGAUAUUCCCCAGAGGCCUGUGAUGUUAAUGUUGCCUGUUUCCUUGGGUAAUCCUUUUCUGCACCUCUCCCCGUCUUGCCCCUCUCUCCUCUAUUUCUCAUCCAGCUUCCCUGUUCUCAUUCUUAGCCUGAUCCUGUUACAUGCUUUGGUAUCCUCUGUCAUUUGAUGAUGGUGAGGUUUAAAGCAGGCAGGACAAGUUGGCCAGGCUGGACCACUUAUUGCCUAUCUCCUUUCCAACAGGGGGCUCAGCAUGCUGCCAAGAUGACACAAAAUAGCGACAAGUUAGGAAGUUCUGUUCCUUCUCAUCUGCUUUCUCCUGCCCUCUUAGCAUUCCCCCUAGAUCUACUCUUUGCAUCAUCCUUCCCACUUUAGACUCUUUUUUUCUACUCUUAAAUACUGAGCUACUUAACUGUAAGAAUGAAAGCAUGAUUAUAAGUGAAUUAAUGAGUAGAAUUCCUGUUAACUCUGACACUGCAAAUUCUAUUACACUAGACCCCUGACAUUCCCAAGUGACAAAUCCAGAGCCUUUCAAAAUCCCAAAAGUCAUGACCAUCCUCACCAUCUAGCCAGUUUGCAACAUUCGCUCCAAGGUGCUGAGGUGAAGCCGUCCUUAUUCCUGCAGCACAAAUUUUUAUACGUUAUAAAUUCUUGGGAUUGCUCACAAACAUCAGGGGUUGGUUGUAUUUUAUAAAAGAAUUUCUAACGUCAUAUUUAUUACUUCUCUUUUUUUAACUGCUGUCUUUAUCAUAAAGAAAACGUCUGCAUUUUUACCUUACAGCUGUUCUUUUUCAAUAAACUGUGCAAAUGGACUUUGCCAUCA
Messenger RNA from Vicugna pacos (alpaca), 1632 nucleotides. Lineage: Eukaryota; Metazoa; Chordata; Mammalia; Artiodactyla; Camelidae. The record is from RefSeq and is a predicted model, not a curated record.